This is a messenger RNA of Hippocampus comes (tiger tail seahorse), 3223 nucleotides long. Its product is annotated as neurabin-2. The record is from RefSeq and is a predicted model, not a curated record. NCBI's taxonomy places the organism in Eukaryota, Metazoa, Chordata, Actinopteri, Syngnathiformes, Syngnathidae. The transcript is spliced from 11 exons. Gene Ontology annotation, biological process: calcium-mediated signaling; actin filament organization; neuron projection development. Gene Ontology annotation, cellular component: cytoplasm; postsynaptic density; dendrite. Gene Ontology annotation, molecular function: actin filament binding.
AUGCAACAGCGGCUCUCCGCUCACGGAGGAGGACCAGGCAGAAAUCUGCUGCUCGCCGCAUGAGGAGAUCGAAAUGAUGCUGCCUUUAAAAAGGGAUUAAAAUCCUGAGCGCAUCAACCGGCCGCCGGGGGAUAAGAAAGCUUUGCCAGUGGGGGCGAGGGAAGACAUGCCGUCGCAGAGCAUCCGUCGCGACGCCUGAGCGAGCCACCAUGAUGAAGACGGAACCCACCCCCAAGAGCGCCGGCUCCACGCUCAGGAGCCCAUCCCCGCACAGGAGCGCAUAUGAGGCGGGGAUGCAGGCCCUCAAACCCGUCGCCGACAACGCAGUCAAUGGCGACGUGCAGGACGGCCCUCGGGGUCGUCGGUACGGCUCCAACGUUCACCGCAUUAAGAACAUGUUCCAGCAGCUGCAGACCACCACAGCCGACACAGAGACCGAGGAGGGUGCCAAGGGAGGGGACAAAGCUGUGCGCCUCUCCCUCCCCAGGGCCGGUAGCCUGAACGAGAACGUGGACCAUAGUGCGCUGCUCAAGCUCGGCUCUACAGUAUCUGAACGCGUCAGCAAGUUUGACACCAAGCCCGAGAAUGGCCACCAGCGAGCUUCGUCGCCCAGCUACUCCAAGCUGCAAGAGACGCGCCGCAUUUUCGAGCAGCAGCAGCAGCAGCAGCAGCAGCAGCUGCAGCAAGAGUAGCAAGAGAAGCUGGCCACCACCAGGGUUCUGCUCAAAGCAGACAAGACCCCGGGCCUACAGGAGGGUAGGCUAGACAUGAUGGCCCGCUUCAACGGCAGCACAGAGUCCCUGGACAGCCUGGAUGCUAGCGAGGCCGUGUCCCCCACCGUCAGCCAGCUCAGUGCUGUCUUUGAACGGGCAGCCGAGCUUCGGAAUAACCUCAACCGGCUCUCAUCUACGCCGCCGCUCCCCUCCAGAGGGGUCAGCACCAAGGUGGGCGUGUUGAACUCCAAAAUAAUCACCAAAAGGGCAAGCGCCUUGGCGUCCAGCAAUCAGGGGGAUGACUUUGCCGGUCAGCAGGACCAAGAGGGGCCUGCGAGGAGCCUCCGCAGGGGGGCCGGUCCGACCGAGACCAUAAACGGGGGUCAAAAGCCAGAGGCGGAGCAACACAGAGCGAAGACCGUGUCCGAUGCUGGCGUGGAGGCCAAGGCCGAACAUCUUGAGGAGUCCAGCAUGGUGGCGCACUUCGAGAACGGAGAUGCCAUUUCUAUGGGGCUGAAGGCGGCGGGUGAGGACGGCCGGACGCUGAGAGACGGCGGAGAUAGCCAGGAGGAGGACGAUGACGAUGACCGCUACGAGGCCGAGUCCAGUUGUGUCGAGAUUGCUGGGCUCCCCAUAGAGGAGGAACCGCCCCCGUCAAGGAAAAUCCGCUUCAGUGCCGAGCCCAUCAAGGUGUUCGCCACCUACCCCAACGAGGACUACGACAGGCGCAACGAAGACGUGGACCCGAUGGCGGCAUCCGCCGAGUAUGAGCUGGAGAAGAGGGUGGAGCGGCUGGAUCUGUUCCCCGUGGAGCUGGAGAAAGACGAGGACGGCCUGGGCAUCAGCAUCAUCGGGAUGGGCGCUGGGGCCGACAUGGGCCUGGAAAAGCUUGGCAUCUUCGUCAAAACCGUUACCGAGGGGGGAGCGGCGCAUCGCGACGGCAGGAUCCAGGUCAACGAUCUGAUCGUGGAGGUGGACGGGACGAGUUUGGUGGGGGUCACCCAGAAUUUUGCCGCCUCUGUCCUAAGGAACACGUCAGGAACUGUCAAGUUCUUCAUCGGGCGUGAGAAGCCAGGUGAGCAGAGCGAGGUGGCGCAGCUCAUCCAGCAGACGCUGGAGCAGGAACGCUGGCAACGCGAGAUGCUGGAACAGCGCUACAACCAGUACAUGGAAGAGCAUGAGGGAGGCGAAUACGGCACAGAUGAAGAGGAGGACGAGGACGAAGACGUCAGUCCGCAGUACACGGGCGCCAUUGAAGUGUUUGACUUGGCGGAGAACGAGGACCUGUCGCCGCUGGAGACGGACCCCGAAAAACUGGCCCAUAAGUACAAAGAGCUCCAAAUUAAGCAUGCCGUGACUCAGGCAGAGAUCCAGCAGCUGAAGAGGAAGCUGCACCAAGCCGAGCAGGAUAAGCAACGCUGGCGCAUGGACAAGGCGCAGCUGGAGCAGACCCUGCAGGAGAACAAGGAGCGCAUGGAGAAGCUGGAGGGAUACUGGAUGGAGGCGCAAAGCUUGUGCCAGGCAGUGGACGAGCACCUGAAGGAGACGCAGGCGCAGUAUCAGGCACUGGAGCGCAAGUACAGCAAGGCCAAGCGGCUCAUCAAGGAAUACCAGCAAAAGGAAAUUGAAUACCUGAAGAAGGAGACGCAGCGAUGCGCACAAGUCGGAGCCGAGGCAUCGCUCCUCAAAGAGGAGUCGGGUCAGCUGCAGGAACAGGUGGCUGACCUAGAGUGCCGCGUGGAAGAGCUGAAAUCGGAACCUUUAUAAGAAGCCUUUGGGAAUGAGCAAGGAGAGCACAACAAGGAGCAGCAGGGUAUCUUUCGUCUCUCUAUGCUGAACACAUCUUUCACACCUGGAGAGUAUUUAAUCCCUGAAUCUGGUAUUUUUGUGACAUGUCACGCUGUCGCCCCCCGACCCCUCCCCCUCAAUUGCCAAACAAAAACAACUUCCUUUUUCUAGUUUGGUGACUUUUUCCAGCGUGUACAGACGUGACUACUGUAUGGGUGUGGGUUAACAACAAGAGUUUUUAAUACGUGUCAAAAACAUUUAACACAUGUAAACUCUAAUUAAGAUAGAGGAGGGUUGUUGUAAAUUUGAUGUGAUAUUGACAACUGAGGUGCUUUGCCAGGGGAUCAGAAACCGGACUGAUUGUUACUGUGGCAACCACCUGCUGCCUAAAAGUGUUGUGUGCAUUUUAUUUUAUUAUUCUUCUUUUUACACUCGUAAGACUCAUGAAUACUCCGUUCAUUCAUGACUACUAACCGGAGAUGCCAGUGCCAGCAGAGGACAUUUAACAGUCUGGAACCAGCAGCUGCAACACAACGAGGAGAAGAAAGAAAACACACGCACACAUACAGACACACACCGAAUUGAACGGCGCACGCAUGUGUCGCGCAGCCACCACCAUCUUUGUAGAGCUCAGCUUCUAUUUUAACUUCGUAUUUAUAACAGACAUGUGAGCGAAAAUGGUGUGUUAUGUAAAAACGAAACAAAAAAAAAAAGUAAUAUAU